UUGUUUUUCAUCUGUCAUGUUUCUGUCUUGACGACAGUUCUACGUUCCAAAAUAACAUGGAGCGCUGAUGCGCGAAUGAGUGCGCUAAUCGAUUCUGCCGAGAUACUUCUUCUGCCACCGUAGAAGGAAGCGAUUGAUUUAUAUUGGCGCCGGUUGCGACGCGCCUUUCCGCUAUGACUAUUCCAUGCCGUAGGAAACAGCAUGUGGGCGUGCGCGCACAACACUAUUACAGAACAGAGAGUAAUAGUGUGCGAAGCUCGACAUCGCGAUACCGAUUUUACAUCUCAGCCAGAUGAAAACAACAAGAUCGCUCAUCUAACUGUCCGUUUCCGCUUAUCGGUGAUCUUCAAUUGGAAAUUAAAUUACUCUCUUCUGCAAAGAUGUCCUACUAAAGAGUCCCAUCUGGUUCCUGUCCUUCUUGCGACUUGAAAGAUGUGACACGACUGGAUUAAUUCACCGCGAUAAGAUCCCAAUUCAUCAAUACUUUUUUCCGCUCCUUCGUACUUCAUACAGGUAGCGGCACGCACGAAAUCUCAUUCGUAAAACCGUCGUGGGCGACGUAUAAAGUCGCGGGCGACCCGCGUCCGCGCUUCAGUCCACGGACGGGCUCUCGUAUCCACGUUGACGCGCUCGCGCGUCCGUCAGAACUUUCCGCGUCGCGACUCCGAAAGCAUCAUCGAGAGGAACGUAUUCUCGAAAGGAACUCGCGGGCGACCGCUGCUUCCUCAUCUUUGCUGCUCGCGAAAAAAGUUCACGACAGUUUGAUUAUUCGCGUGAGCUACGGACACGCAGUUACACGUCAGGAUGCGAGUCCUGACGGUGCUGAUUCUGGGAUUGCUCGUUGUCUACGCCGUCGACGGUGCUGUUAUACCGGACGAAGGUCUCAAGAGGGACCUGCAGGAUGUGUGGCAGGAAGAUGAUUUCGUGAUCGCGCUGUCUAACAUCAAGAUCAAGAAGAGGCAGUCUGGCAGCGCGAUCGAGACUCUCUUAGCCGUCAAGUAUGGAGAGUCGAAGAGCAAGAUGGUACUGAUACUCGAUCGGCGAACGAAACGCGUUAUACUCGAGAGUCUCGACGAGAGUGGUCGACGCAGCGCUGGCCACAUCAAUGUGGACAGCCUCGCGGUGAACACGCCGCUAAAGAGCCUGGUUAUCCUGGUGCGUCAAGGUGAACUGAAUCGUCGCGUGGACGUAUACGUCGACUGUGUCUACCAGGGCUCCAUACCGCUCAAGAGAACCUUCCGCGACAUCGCCGAGAACGAGGAGAGCCCGUACGUGGAAGUGUUGCGAGAACGGAGAAGCCAGGCAAAAGUAUACAAGACGAGCAUCAACGAGGUGCUGAGGAAAGAGGAAUGCCCUGAUAAACUAGUCGACAUGGUUCUCCCGUCAGUACUUGAGACCGAUUUAUUUCCCGGUCAUACAAGAAUUCGACCCGCGUCUCGACCGACCGGUACCACUUCCGACGAGGACGAGACGAUUGAAGAGGCUGAUGCGUCUACGGACCAGAACCGCAGUAGUCCGGAAUCAGCCGUUUCGUCCGUUAGCGGUAAUCGUCCCAAUCGUCAUCGGCCCGGUCAUAAGGAACCAUCCGACAAGAAGAAGCCGCACGGCUCUCGCCCUGGACGCGGUGAUCCCGAUUAUUCCAACUCGCAUCGUCCUGACCGCGACCACAAGCGACCUGACAGGAAUCCGUCCAAUUACGUGUUCAACUUGAAACCCGACGAACUGGACGAGACGGAACCAACGUCGGACACAGACGAUGGAUAUCACGAUCUUGUCAAGUCUGGGCGACCUGAAUCGAAAGGAUCCACGGAAUCCAAACGACCCUACGAGCCGGAUUUGCGUCCUGACAAAGGACGCGGUUCUUCGAGUGAACGAGGACCUAACAAACGACCCGGUGAAUGGAGUUCGUUCGACAAAAAUACAGCCAUAGAACCGUACGAUCAGAAUGAGUCUGAACCUGACGGUGACCGAUCUGGACACAAGCCAAGGUUACCUAGAAGAGGCGACAUUGGAAUUCAGAGUCUAGAUGAGAAAAUUUGUCUGACCGACACCAACAUCGUGAAAGCCCUAAACGAAUUAAUCGACGCCACUAAGAAGAUGUGGAAGGAAUUGGAGCAAAACAGACUGGAAACCCAACAACUUCGUCGUUUGAUCGAAAACUGCGCGGCGUGUCGUGCACCCAUCGUGCCACCGCCGACACGGCCAACGUCCACGUGCGACCACAACUCCCCGUGCUUCCCCGGCGCCGAUUGUCGCGAAACGUCCAGAGGACCCCAAUGCGGCCCCUGUCCUCCUGGUUUCACCGGAAACGGACGGGUCUGCAGCAAGAUCCACGUUAUCACCUGCAUCGACCGACCGUGCUACCCCGGGGUGCAGUGUUACGAAGUCACCAACGGUUACAGAUGCGGCGGAUGCCCGAGCGGAUACACGGGCAAUGGCGAGAAGUGCGAGAGACGCAGAAACGGCUGUCAUUCUCAACCCUGUCAUCCGGAAGUUCAGUGCUACCCCACUGAGCAUCCACCGUAUUACAGGUGUGGUCCUUGCCCAAGAGGAUACGUAGGCAACGGCACGACCUGCCUCGACGUGAACGAAUGCGAACUGUCUCACCCGUGCUACCCUGGAGUGCGUUGCAUCAAUCUCCACCCUGGGUAUAGAUGCGACCAGUGUCCGAGGGGUUACGUCGGACCAUUUGUGGAAGGUAUCGGCAUCGAAAUGGCCCGAAAGCAAAAACAGAUCUGCCGCGACAUAAACGAGUGCGAAACCAACAACGGCGGAUGCGAUCCUUACUCAGAGUGUAUCAAUACUGAGGGAUCCUACAGAUGCGGACCAUGCAGAAGCGGCUACAUCGGCAAUCAAACAAUAGGGUGUCAUUCUAGAGGCAACGUCUGCCCAGGUUCAACGACAGGCUGCGACGUCAAUUCCGAUUGCGUUCAAGCGUUCACUCAUGAGUAUACUUGUAAAUGUCACGUCGGUUGGGCCGGAAACGGUCAGACUUGUGGUCCCGAUACCGACCUGGAUGGUAUUCCCGACAGGAGCCUCAGUUGUCACGAUCCUCGCUGUCGGUCCGACAACUGUCCGACGACGCCUAACAGCGGGCAAGAGGAUACUGACGAGGACGGCAUAGGCGACGCCUGCGACCAAGAUUCCGACAACGACAGCGUGCUAGAUACGAUCGACAAUUGUCCGUUCGUUUAUAAUCCGGACCAACGGGACACCGAUGGCGACAAGACCGGUGACAUUUGCGACAAUUGCCCGCUGGUCAAUAAUCCGAAGCAGUGGGAUAUCGAUGGCGACGGCACAGGCGAUGACUGCGACGACGACAUGGAUGAUGACCGUAUCCCGAAUCAUCAGGACAACUGCCCAAAGAUGAGGAACGCGGAUCAAUUUGAUACUGACGGCGACGGUAUCGGCGACGCCUGUGACAAUUGCCGACACGCACCGAAUUCCAAUCAAGCGGAUCAGGACGGUGACGGCGUCGGGGAUGUUUGCGACAACGACAUGGACAGGGAUAAGGACGGCGUACAAGACAACCUGGACAAUUGUCCCAGUGUGCCGAACCCCGGACAAAACGACGGCGACCACGAUGGUGUUGGCGACGAGUGCGACGACGAUAUCGACAACGACGGCGUACCGAAUGGAAUCGAUAACUGUCCUUAUGUAUACAAUCCGGAUCAGCGUGACAUCAAUCACGACGGUAUCGGCGACGCGUGUUGGAACGACAAUGACAACGACACGGUUAUCAAUAUUUACGACAACUGUCCCAACAAUAGUCUGAUAUGGUCAACGGAUUUUCGAAAAUACACAACAAUCGCUCUCGAUCCGAUCGGUACCUCCCAGGAAGAUCCUGUAUGGAGAAUCAAUCAUCACGGUGCGGAGAUUCAACAGCUCAUCAACAGCGACCCUGGAAUCGCUAUAGGGCCGGACAUACUCAGCGGCGUCGAUUACGAGGGCACCUUUUACAUCGACGACGACACCGACGACGAUUACGUGGGAUUCGUAUUCUCCUAUCAAGACAAUCGCAGAUUUUACAUCGUCGCCUGGAAGAGGGAGAAUCAGGUCUACUGGUUGGGUACACCAUUCCGCGCGGUGGCCGAUGCCGGAAUCACGUUGAGACUCGUCAAUUCCGAGACCGGUCCGGGCGAGGUGCUCAGAAACAGUCUGUGGCAUAACGAAGAUACGCCUAAUCAGGUGAAGAUUUUAUGGAGGGACCCGAGCAAGUACGGCUGGCAACAGAGGACUUCGUACAGGUGGCAUCUGCUUUACAGACCGCAAAUCGGUCUGAUCAGAUUCUGGCUACACGAGGGCACGCGCCUAAUAACUGACUCCGGAAACAUUUACGAUUCAACCUAUGCAGGCGGUCGACUGGGUGUCUAUUGCUUCUCGCAGGAAAUGAUUACCUGGUCCGACUUAUUGUACAAGUGCACAGAAACUGUGCCACAAUCCGUAUGGAACGAAUUACCAUCUCACCUGCAAGCGCAAGUUCAAGUGGGUGCUAGCAGCUUCGGGCAACCACAAAUGACACGACGAAGAAUGGACGACUAUUACUAAAAUUCGUUUUCGACGAUCUAUUCAUGGCGCGAAAAACACAUAGGUGAAUAAGUAGCGCGGAGAGUUGAAGUGUUCCGUAAUUCUCUCGCAAAUAUAGAGAGCCGAUUUAUAGCCAAUUUAAAGUCGUUAUAAUCGAUCACGCCGAAAUAGCGCUAGCUUAAGGAAAAUUGAACUCUAACUUCAAUUCGAAGCAGAGAGAAAUUUUGUACAUUUUCACAAAUUGUGUAAAUUUCACAGAUAUUCAGUGCAAAAACACAGAUAUUCGACAAACGGCACUCGAACAUAUCUUCUCUCCUUAAUCCAUUAAUCAAUCUUCUAUUCUAUUGGAAUUGUUCGAAUAUAUUUAAUACGUCUCUUUGUUAAAAAAAACCGAACGUACUUACUUUACGCGAAUACUGAAACGCGUAUAUAGUUGCAAUAUAUCUCAAUUAAUAUAUACAUUAAUAUAUAUAUACAUAUACAUAUAUAUAUAUAUAUAUAUAUAUAUAUAUAUAUAUA
Molecule: messenger RNA, 5046 nt
Organism: Odontomachus brunneus
Lineage: Eukaryota; Metazoa; Arthropoda; Insecta; Hymenoptera; Formicidae
Gene: Tsp
Product: cartilage oligomeric matrix protein
Exons: 15
Coding region: 805-4548 (1247 amino acids)
Biological process (GO): cell adhesion
Cellular component (GO): extracellular region
Molecular function (GO): calcium ion binding
Source: RefSeq, a predicted model, not a curated record